AUGGUCGCCGGAUUCCGUCGUUCCCUCUCCCUUCCCGGCCAAAGCCUCGGAUCCAGCCCGACCCGCCGCCGGGGUCACCACCUUCGCUCCACCAGCCUCCCCUGCCUCUCCCACCCCGUCCUCUCCCGCGUCCUCGACCAGAUCCGCUCGUCCUCCGACCACGCGAGCCUCGAUCGGAUCGAGCGCCUCCUCGCCGCCAUCGACGACCUUCUCCGCCUCCCGCACGCCCACGGCGCGCUUCGACGGCGCCCCGCCUGGGCCGACCGUCUUCUCGACGCCUUACUCCUCCUGGCGGACGCCCAUGGUUCCUUCCGCUCCGCGGCAAUCGCCCUCGCCGAUCUGAGUGCGGAGGCCCGAGCCGCGGCCCGGCGGUCCGAUCCCGCGCGGAUCGCCUCCGCCGCCCGCGCCUACCGCCGGACGGAGAAGGAGCUCAUCCGGGUGGCCGCGGCCGUCAAGGGCCUGGCCAGAUCCACGCCUCCGGGGCAGUGGGAGGACGUGGCGGAGGCCGAGGUCGCUGGGAUCCUGACGGAGGCAGUGGCAGCGACAGCCUCCGCAUCGGUCGCGGUGUUCUCUGCGACCGCAUCGGCGGCAGCCGCGGUCGCCGCCGCGAUGUCUAAGAAUUCUAGGCCGUUUUGGCAGAUGAGGAGGAAGGCGUCGAAGAGGGAAAGUGAGACCAUGGAGGAAGUGCCGGUGCCGCCGAUCGAAGGGUUGGAAGAGGGAAGCGGGAGGGUACUAAAGGGCCUGAUCGACAUCAGAGUCUGCCUCCUCAACAUUCUCACUCCGGCUUUGUAA
Zingiber officinale is the source of this 792-nucleotide messenger RNA. RefSeq lists its product as uncharacterized. The record is from RefSeq and is a predicted model, not a curated record. Bases 1 to 792 code for a protein of 263 amino acids. Lineage: Eukaryota; Viridiplantae; Streptophyta; Magnoliopsida; Zingiberales; Zingiberaceae. The transcript has a single exon. Gene Ontology annotation, biological process: shoot system development; root development.